AUGGGAAGCGCGACGCCUGCAAACAUUGCAGCAUCUGUCCACACCUUCGAUGUCAUUGUCGUAGGCGGCGGCAAUGCGGCCCUCGCAGCGGCCAUCUCAGCACAUGACAGUGGCGCCCGCGUGCUUGUCCUAGAAGCUGCCCCCAAGGAAGAACGUGGCGGCAACAGUCGCUUCGCAGGCACAGUCUUCCGGGCACCGCACAAGGGGUUGGAACAUGUCAAGACCCUGCUGUGUGAAGAGGCCAUGGACGACACGAAGCUCUGUACCAUUGGUCCCUACACCGAAGAAAUGUACUUCGAAGAUCUUUCCAAGGCCUCCCACGGCCGUCUGGACAAGGAUAUCGCUGAGGUCUUGGUCAAGCAGGGCUGGGAAACUCUGGAAUGGAUGAAGUCCAAGGGUCACAAGUGGGAGUUGAUGAUAAGGAAGUACCUCAACGUUGACAAUCUUGCGGCCAGAGGGGAGAUUAUCCACGUGAACGCCGGCGCCGCCAUCAUGGCCGUCGGUGGCGGUGUAGGUCUCACCGAUGCAUGGUGGACCGCAGCUGAGAGCCUCGUGCCUGAAGGGAGAAUGACCCUCUGGUAUGAGAGCCCGGCACACGACCUCAUCGCCACUGGAGAUACAGUGCACGGAGUCAAAGUCCGGCACCGCGAGGGCUUCACCGACGUCUAUGGCAAGGUGGUUCUCGCCAGCGGUGGCUUUUCAUCUAACCCGGCAAUGCGCCGCCAAUACCUUGGAGAAGGCUGGGACCUGGUUCUCGUGCGUGGGACCAAAUACAACAUGGGCACGAUGCUCAACCGCGCCAUUGCCGCAGGUGCUCGUCCUGCCGGACACUGGGGUGCUGCCCAUGCCUCUCCCCAGGACGCUAAUGGCCCUCUGACGGGUGAUAUCAACGUCUCCGUGCAUAUGCCGCGGUACGCGUACACGUACGGCAUCACUGUCAACAUCAAUGGAGAGAGAUUCUUUGACGAGGGGGAAGACGACUUUGGCAAGACGUACGCAAAGACCGGCAAGAAGAUUGCCGAUCAGCCCGAAGCCCGGGCCUUCCAAAUCUUUGACCAGCAGACCAUCCACCUACUGCCAAAGCGAUACCAGACCGCGACACCCAUCUACGCCGAUACGAUCCAAGAACUCGCUCGGAAGAUGGGCGUCAAUGCCACCGGCCUGCUGAAGACAGUCGAGACCUUCAACGCUGCCUGCUCUGGAGACGUCGGUAAAUUUAACCCCACUAAGUUGGAUGGACUAAGCACGUCUCUCGCGGCGAAGCUGCCAUUUCCCAAGACAAAUUGGGCCACCAGGAUCGAGAAGGCACCCUUUGUCGCCUACGCGGUGGCUUGUGGUAUCACCUUCACAUAUGGGGGUAUCGCCACAGACGUCGGGGCCCGCGUACUCAACAACGAGGGACGGCCGAUGCCCGGGCUCUGGGCCACGGGUGAGAUUGUUGGCGGUCUCUUCUAUCACAACUACCCAGGGGGAUCCGGAUUGACCAAGGGCGCUGUCUUUGGCCGUAUCGCCGGUCGUGAGGCCGCUGCCGCAGCUCUAAGGGAGUGCAAGGCGGUCAACUCAAAUGGCGCAUGA
This is a messenger RNA of Cladophialophora bantiana CBS 173.52, 1575 nucleotides long. RefSeq names its product precorrin 3B synthase CobZ. The record is from RefSeq and is a predicted model, not a curated record. NCBI's taxonomy places the organism in Eukaryota, Fungi, Ascomycota, Eurotiomycetes, Chaetothyriales, Herpotrichiellaceae. The transcript has a single exon. The coding region runs from base 1 to 1575 and encodes 524 amino acids.